UGGAUAAUGGUGGUGUGAAAUAGUGCAUUUAUCAGUCUUGCUCGUCCUUCUUUGCCUCGAGCACCUGUUCAACAUUCGACUCUCGCCCCAUUAAGUCAGGAUGCCGAAGAAAAAGACUGGCCAGCGAAAGAAGGCGGAGAAACAGAAGCUCCGGCAGAAGGAAAUCCGCAACCGGGAAUCUCAGCUACCGGAGCAACCAUGCAACGUUGCAAUGGAUUGUGAGAAGUGUGGCAAGAAACAGAAGUCCAGAGCAUUCUGCUACUUCUGCCAAAGCCUUCAGAGACUGCCGAUUUGUGCUCAGUGUGGGAAGCAGAAAUGCAUGCUCAAAACCGGUGACUGUGUGGUGAAGCAUGCGGGUGUGUUUACCACCGGCCUACAGAUGGUUGGUGCAAUCUGUGACCAUUGCGAGGCGUGGAUAUGCCAUGGAAGAAAAUGUCUCCAGUCGCAUGCCUGCACCUGUCCGCUGAUGGACGCGGUGUGCAUCGAGUGCGAGCGAGGCGUAUGGGAUCACGGUGGGCGAAUGUUUAAGUGCAGCUUCUGCAACAAUUUCCUUUGCGAAGACGACCAGUUCGAACAUCAGGCCUCGUGUCAGGUACUGGAGUCCGAAUCGUACAAGUGCCAAUCGUGCAACAAGCUGGGACAGUACUCGUGCUUACGAUGCAAAACGUGCUACUGUGACGACCAUAUCCGCCGGAAAGGGUUCAAGUAUGAUAAGAACAAACCGAUACCCUGUCCGAAGUGUAACUACGAGACAAGUCAAACGAAGGAUCUCAGCAUGUCGGUCCGCAGUCAUAAGUAUGGCCGCAAACGGCUUGAUGACGAUGGAGAGGAUGAUGAUUAUGCGUAUGAUGAUGAGUACAUGGCUUACCGCAGCAGUCACGAUCAUUACAACGAGGCUUCGGGAGAUUCAUCCGAUGAUGACUACGACGAUGAUGACGAUGACGACGAUGACGACGACGACGAAGACGAUGAUGAUGACGAGGAUGAGGAAGGCGAAGAGGAAGGCACCGAAGGAAAAUCGGCCCAAGGAGCAUCUUCAAGCACCUCGUCAAAGGCGCAAAAGUAGCGCCUGCAUGAUGUGACGUUAGUUUCUUUCUGCAUUGCAAACCAAGGUAGCUCUUUAAAGCCACAUUUCUUCUUGUUUAUUGCAUAGCAGAUCUAUACAAAAAGGUUUUGCAAGUGUUCUGAAGAUGGACAGGAUGUUUGUAAUAAAAAAAGGGAGCGAUGAUUGAAACAAAGGGAAUAAAAGGAACGGAAACUAAAAGUAAGCAGCUGAGAGCUGUGUGCUGGAGUAUUAGAAGAAAAUGCCCCUUAAGCGGCGUCCCAUUGCUUGACGGUCGUAGAGAACGUUAAACUUAUUUACCAGCUGAUUCAUAUCGUUGGCUACCUUGGUUAAAGCUCCCAGGUAUGUGAUCAGUCCGACAUCGUUGGAUUGCUGUAAGGAGUUGAAGAGAAAUUAGAAUAAAACUGCACAUGGUCAUCUAGCUCGCUAGUUAC
This is a messenger RNA of Anopheles moucheti, 1497 nucleotides long. It is a transcript of the gene Noa36, whose product is annotated as zinc finger protein 330 homolog. Gene Ontology annotation, molecular function: zinc ion binding. NCBI's taxonomy places the organism in Eukaryota, Metazoa, Arthropoda, Insecta, Diptera, Culicidae. The coding region runs from base 101 to 1066 and encodes 321 amino acids. The transcript is spliced from 3 exons. The record is from RefSeq and is a predicted model, not a curated record. Gene Ontology annotation, cellular component: nucleus.